Molecule: messenger RNA, 1242 nt
Organism: Mesorhabditis spiculigera
Lineage: Eukaryota; Metazoa; Nematoda; Chromadorea; Rhabditida; Rhabditidae
Source: the annotation of a GenBank genome assembly
AUGCACCCACGUGGAGGCACUGCACCCACGUGGAAGCACUGCACCCACGUGGAAGCGCUGCACCCACGUGGAAGCGCUGCACCCAUGUGGUGGCACCGCACCCACGUGGAAGCACUGCACCCACGUGGAAGCACUGCACCCACGUGGAAGCACGGCACCAACGCGGAGGCAAUGCACCCACGUGGAAGCACUGCACCCACGUGGAGACACUGCACCCACGUGGAAGCACUGCACCCACGUGGAGACACUGCACCCACGUGGAAGCACUGCACCCACGUGGACGCACUGCACCCACGUGGAAGCACGGCACCCACGUGGAGGCACUGCACCCACGUGGAAGCACUGCACCCACGUGGAGACACUGCACCCAUGUGGAGACACUGCACCCACGUGGAAGCACGGCACCCACGUGGAAGCACUGCACCCACGUGGAGGCACUGCACCCACGUGGACGCACUGCACCCACGUGGAAGCACUGCACCCACUCAUUGGCAAAUUGAAUGCACCCACGUGGACGCACUGCACCCACGUGGAAGCACUGCACCCACGUGGAGGCACUGCACCCACGUGGAGGCACUGCACCCACGUGGACGCACUGCACCCACGUGGAAGCACUGCACCCACUCAUUGGCAAAAUUGAAUGCACCACGUGGACGCACUGCACCCACGUGGAAGCACUGCACCCACGUGGAGGCACUGCACCCACGUGGAAGCACUGCACCCACGUGGAGGCACUGCACCCACGUGGAAGCACUGCACCCACGUGGAGACACUGCACCCACGUGGAAGCACGGCACCCACGUGGAAGGCACUGCACCCACGUGGAAGCACUGCACCCACGUGGAGACACUGCACCCACGUGGAAGCACGGCACCCACGUGGAGGCACUGCACCCACGUGGAAGCACUGCACCCACGUGGAGACACUGCACCCACGUGGAAGCACUGCACCCAUGUGGAGGCACUGCACCCACUCAUUGGCAAAUUGAAUGCACCCACGUGGAGGCACUGCACCCACGUGGAAGCACUGCACCCACGUGGAGACACUGCACCCACGUGGAAGCACGGCACCCACGUGGAGGCACUGCACCCACGUGGAAGCACUGCACCCACGUGGAAGCACUGCACCCACGUGGAAGCACUGCACCCACGUGGAAGCACUGCACCCACGUGGAGGCACUGCACCCACGUGGACGCACUGCGCCCACUUGAUGGUAAAGUGAUUGCACCCACGUGGACGCAC